AUGGAAGGAAAAACCCCGCAGAUUAAGCCACUCCGUCUUUUGCGUCUUCCGUAUUUGGUUCUACGCAAAAUUUUGGUCGAUGCUGAUUGCGUCGACAUCUCCCUACUCAGCCGUCGAUGCUGCAACAUGGUCAGAUCGAUGAACAUCAAGGCGGAGAGCCUAAUCAUCCGCCAUCGUGAUAAUAGACAUGGAUUCACGCUGAAAUUCAAUGAAGAUGCCAUAAUUAAUUGGUGGUUCGAAGACGCAGCCAUCAGUGAAUUCUACUCGGUAGAAUUCGAUUGGGUUCACAAGAUUGGAGGGAUGGAGUUCGCGACAAAAGUGAACGCAAACAAUGAGAUGAGAUCUCUCUACGACUCCCGACUAAACCCUUCCGAUGGCUGCGCUGACUACGAGACAGCUAUCCAAACAUUCACGAAUGUCCUCCAGAAGGCAUUCCACGUAGACAUCACUGGAUACCAUAUGGACAGAAGGGGUGUCAUGGACUUCCCUGCGUUCUUUUUGAAUCGAGUUGUCCAGCAGGAAGUCAAGUAUUUCAAAUUUGGACCAAGUGAUGGGGAAUAUGGAGAUGAGUAUGAUGCGGAGUGCUUGGAUUGGAUGCUCUCUCACUUGUCGAUUGGGACGAAGAUGAUUGUGGAGAAAGGAGUGUUGCCGGAGGAGAUUAGGAUGGAUGGGAACCACUGCCUCCAACUCAACUGCUCCAUGAACUGGUUCACUGCCCAACAUCUCCGAAAUGCUCGAUUCCAAGAACUCACCAUAACUUAUUCAUUCUACAAAUUAAAGUCUUCUGACAUUGUCCAAUUGGUUUAUAACUGGCUACAUUCAACGGAAAGAACUACUCGAUAUUUUGAUAUGAGUUAUAGGAUACGACACGAACAUGAAUAUGACGAUUCGGAGAUACCGGCGAUGCAGAUGACUAAAUUUGAUGAGACGAGGGAUUUAAAUGAUUUUGUACCGACGCCACUACACGAUCUACUGAGAGGAGGAAAUCUGAGCGAUGAGGAUUACUCGAAUCUCGUGGAUUUUCAAAGAGCUGAUGGGCUGGAGGCAACUGCUCUGUGGUUUGAGGAAGGGUUGUUGAAUGGAAGAGUCAUUUUCAGUGUUUGGCAUGAGAAAUGA
Messenger RNA from Caenorhabditis remanei, 1116 nucleotides. RefSeq lists its product as uncharacterized. Lineage: Eukaryota; Metazoa; Nematoda; Chromadorea; Rhabditida; Rhabditidae. Bases 1 to 1116 code for a protein of 371 amino acids. Gene Ontology annotation, biological process: embryo development. The transcript is spliced from 5 exons. The record is from RefSeq and is a predicted model, not a curated record.